AUGGAUGUCAGCCCUCGGGAAGAACUCAUCAGCUUCAGCCGGAGCGGGGGUGGAGGGUUGGGGGGGUGGGGGGAAGGAACAGAGCGAAGAGGAGCUCUGGAAGAAGUUCUAGAACGUCUGCCGAACCCUGCGACGAAUCCGGGAGAGAGAAGAUGCUGGAAGGGGGAGAGGGUGGGCUUCUGUUCGGAUUCUGGCUCUGGUUCCCCAGAGCCAGAAUCUGGGAGCUCUGGGGAAAGUACAUUUCUGCCUUUGUUCAGGGAUCCAAGUAAAGCACCUCGAUGCGUCUCGACCCCUAAAGAACCCAGCGCUCCCCGACCCCCAACCAAAAAAAGACCUCCGGGGCAGGCGGCGUCGCUCGCGGCUCUGCGGGCUCGGCCGGCUGGGCCGGGGACGGCGUGUUGCCGCCACCUACUGGCGACCCGCCCCAGCGCCGCGGGGCCGGGCCACACCUUGAUUUUCGUCCCAAACCCGAGUUACCGAGUUACCGUCCGGGCAACCCCGCCCUUGAAGACGUUCUGGUCGCCAAAACACUCCUCUUUUGUCAGAAGCAGAGACACAGCUGCAGCUUCUGUCCGCAUCGGGGGACAUCGCCCAGGGGCCCGGCCAGCUGCGGUCUGGGGGCGUGGGCCGGCCCCGGCAACGCGCCCCGGGCUGGCCCGAGCCUUUGCAGAUGUUGCCAGAUCCACCCCCUCCUUGGACGGGAAGGAGGACAAGGGGAAAUGAGAGAGAGAGAGAGAGAGAGAGAGAGAAGGGUUACUCUCCUUAGGAGCGUUUGCGAAAACAAGAUUCAUGCUCCUCGUUUGCCCUCGGCAGUCGCUGGUCCUCAGAUUCGGCCAGAGAAGCUUACAGCCCCGCUCUGCCGCCCGAGCCUCAUUGGGCAUCAAGUACCACAAAGAAAACCGACAACCCUAUAUAGCUUUUGCGUCAGGCACGAGUCCUCACACGAGCCCUCUGAGGUCUUUAGAUCCCAAUUAAGAAGUGUCGUAGUCAGUCAACAAAUCACCUCCGUGUACACGUUAAGUAUCUGGCAAUUUUAAUAUGUCCAGUAUUCCUCAACAACACUGACUUAAAAAAAAAAAAAAAAGUUGUGUCAUCGGGAUUUGAACCCGGAACCCAUGCUCUACCACUGUAUACUCCUAUCUCUGUAGAAGCCACCAGCUGGAGGGAGAGGGGUUUUCCCGGAGUCAGCAGUUCCUCAGAGGCAAAGUUGGUUUGAGAUUUUGUCUAAUAGGUGCUCCUGUCCCUCCCUUCCUCCCUCUUCUCUUUUUUCUUUUCUUCUC
Mustela erminea (ermine) is the source of this 1280-nucleotide messenger RNA. Its product is annotated as translation initiation factor IF-2-like. The record is from RefSeq and is a predicted model, not a curated record. The transcript has 3 exons. Lineage: Eukaryota; Metazoa; Chordata; Mammalia; Carnivora; Mustelidae. The coding region runs from base 1 to 723 and encodes 240 amino acids.